AUGCAGCCACAUGCUCAUACAGCAGCCCACGACACAGCAGCCGCCGCAACACGACACCACGCCCACAAAAGCCAGCGACAACUGCUCGCCAUCAAGGCCUUUGGCCGCGAGCGAGUCGAGCUCAGAGGCUGCCAACCGAGCCAGGCUGCUAACCGAGCCAGGAGGCUGCCAACCGAGGGAGGCCGGAAACCGAGGAAGGCUGCCAACCGAGCCAGGUUUGAGAAAUUCGACAAGAAGCGGAAGCAAAAGGCAGGCAAAAUGAAGAGCAAUCGGAGGGCGAUCGACCAGCAAAAUCCCAAAGCGUUCGGCCGGGACAGCCGGCCGAUAGACAGCCGGUUCGGCUAG
Messenger RNA from Lasiosphaeria miniovina, 345 nucleotides. RefSeq lists its product as uncharacterized. The coding region runs from base 1 to 345 and encodes 114 amino acids. NCBI's taxonomy places the organism in Eukaryota, Fungi, Ascomycota, Sordariomycetes, Sordariales, Lasiosphaeriaceae. The record is from RefSeq and is a predicted model, not a curated record. The transcript has a single exon.